AUGCCCAAAUCGACUCUACUACCGAUCGUAGAUCUUCCAUCUUCAAUCGACUCAUCCAUAUGGCUAAAUUACUCCGACAGCCCAAAUGGCAAGUUAUACUUGAAGACUGAGGGGCCAUCAAUGGCUACGGAGUUUUGGUUUCUCGUCAUUGUACGGAACGAAGGUGGCGAAGAUGGCUUAUGGGGAUGGCUAUAUAAGGAGUUGAACAUUUACAAAGUUAUUUCUAAGGUGAUUGCUAAUAGAUUGAAGCUUGCUUUACCGAAUGCUAUCUCUACUACUCAAAGUGCUUUCCUUCCAGGCCGGUUGAUUUCUGAUAAUAUCAUGGUUUCAUUUGAGAUUAUGCAUUAUCUGAAAAGGAAAAGAGUGGGUAAGAAAGAUUGUAUGGCACUCAAACUUGAUAUGAGUAAGGCUUACGAUCGGGUUGGUUGGUCAUUUUUGGAAGCUAUGUUGCUCCGGAUGGGUUUCUGCAGGAAAAUUGUUUCCCUCAUUAUGUGUUGUGUGUCAACGGUUGUUUAUAAUGUUACUUAUGGAGGCAAAGUAAUGGGGCCUAUUCUUCCACGGAGAGGUAUUAGGCAAGGUGAUCCGCAAUUACCUUACCUCUUCUUGGUGUGUGCUGAGGGUCUCUCUUCUCUUUUGCAACAGUAUGAACGUAAUCGUUGGUUGACGGGUUGUCAAGUUGCUAGAGGAGCCCCUCGUGUUUCUCAUAUGCUAUUCGCUGACGAUAGCUAUGUGUACUGUAAGGCUAAUGAGAGUGAAGCCUCUAGAGUUCUACAAUUGCUUCAAGUGUAUCAACGUGCUUCUGGACAGCAGGUAAACUAUGCUAAGUCAUCCAUCUUUUUCAGUAACAACACUAGUGGUGCUACUAGACAGAGAAUGAGCGAGAUGUUGGGGAUGGUGGAGGCUUUGGAGAAUAGUUUCUAUUUGGGGUUACCUUGUAUCAUGGGAAGGAAUAAAAAUGCCAUCUUGGGUUUCCUUAAGGACAAAAUGCAGAAGAAAAUUUUCUCUUGGGAAAGUCGUUUUUUGUCAAAGGCCGGUAAGGAAGUGUUGCUUAAAUCGGUGGCUCAAGCUUUGCCUUCUUAUGCUAUGAGCGUGUUCUUAUUGACUAAAGAGAUUUGUUCUAAUCUUGAGGGUUUAAUGUCUAAAUUUUGGUGGAAAUCUCAAGCUAGUUCUACUAGUAAGGGUGUGAGUUGGAUGAGUUGGAAGCGUCUUUGUCGGCACAAAUAUGAGGGUGGUAUUAGAUUUCGGGAUCUUCGCAACUAUAAUUUAGCUUUUCUUGGUAAACAAGGGUGGAGAUUGUUGAAUAAUGAAAAUUCCUUGGUUAGUAGAAUUUAUAAAGCAAGAUAUUACCCUUCGGGGUCUUAUCUUACUGCUAGCCUUGGACCGAACCCCAGUUUUAUUUGGAGAAGCAUCUAUGAAGCAAAAGAUCUAGUUGUGUCUGGUGUGAGGAAAGCUAUUGGUGAUGGUACUACUGUGAACAUCACUCAGGACUCGUGGCUUCCUGAGGCAAAUAACCCCUUUGUCAUCUCAGAUCACCCUGCAUUGGAGGGUCAAAUGGUGCACUGUUUGUUUUCGGUUGGGCAAAGAUCAUGGGAUUUGGAUGUUAUUCAAGAGCUGUUCGGGGAAAGAGAUCGACAACUGAUCUUAUCUAUUCAGUUGAGCGAUCGGGUGGAGAGGGAUUCUUGGUAUUGGCGGCUGGAAAAUUCUGGGCUGUACACAAUAAAAAGUGCAUAUACUAUUCUGCAGAAUUCUGCAGCAGUGGACCCGAUUGUUCAGAAGGGAUACAAGCAAUUGUGGAAGAUUGAUAUACCCCCAAAAGUGCAGCACUUUCUCUGGCGUGCAACUUCUGGCUGUCUUCCCACAAGAGUGCAGUUGAAUACCAGGCAUGUGAAUGUUGAUAACAUGUGUCCCUUUUGUCAUCAAGCACCCGAAACCAUAUGUCAUGUGCUGUUGAAUUGUGCUUUCAACCGUGCAUGCUGGAAUGUUUCCAGUGUUGAUUUGGGGGAUGUACCUGUGCAAGAUUUUGGAGGUUGGUUUUUUAAUCUUACCUCUUGUAAUACAACAGAGGUUGUUAGAGAAGUAGCAAUGGUGGGUUGGAAAAUUUGGGCUGUUCGUAAUGAUCUAGUUUGGAAUGAAAAAACUUGUUCUGCUAUUGAAGUAGUUCGGUCGGCUAGAGUGGUUCUUGAUCAAUGGAAGAAUGCUCAAUCACAAAAAAUGGGUGCAUUAUUAAUAGAUGAUAUUAAUAAUGUUAGUGAGCGUUGGAGGAAACCUUUCUUGAAUAUGGUCAAGAUUAAUGUUGACAGUGCUAUCUUUCAAGAAGAAAACAAGUUUGGAUUUGGUUUGGUGGCCCGAGAUCAUUCUUGUCGCCUUAUUGAAGCUGUUUCUGGGAGUCGCUUUGGAGCUGUUCAUCCAGGAGUAGCGGAGGUAAUUGGUGUCAAGGAAGCAUUGAGUUGGAUUAAAAGAAAGCAAUGGUCUAAUGUGGUGGUGGAAACUAAUGCUUUAGUUGUUGUGCAAGCUAUUAAAGGCUCAGUUAACAUGCCAUCUCAAUUUGGAAUGCUUGUGCGUGACUGUCGGGAUUUGAUGGCUACUCUAAAUAACGUUUCUUUAUGUUUUGUUAAACAAUCUGCGAAUAAGGCCGCUCAUUGUGUUGCGAGAGGCUCUCAAAGAGCUCUUGCUGAAUUUGGGAAAGAAGUCAAUAUUGGGUCGCGUUAUCAUCGCUCUAUAUCAUUAACAGAGGUUCAAGCAUCUAAUAACCACCAAGAUCAUAUUUCUCUUUUUAAUAUCGAGGAUGUCAGUUCAGGAGACUUAACAUACCAUUCUUUUGAUGAUGAUAACGUUGUUCACUAUGUCAGAGGUUAUGGUGCCAUUUUUCGAGUAAAUGUCUUAGGAGAUGUUGAUAGUAAAGAUGAUGGGGAUUUGACUUACCAAGACAAGAAUGUGCAUAAUGAUUUUGUCUUUCGGGGGCGAGCCAGUUUUAUGAGGUACCCCUUUUAUGGGUUUUUCAUGUUUGGCGAGCUUUUUCGGAACUUUGGUGAAAUGGGUAUUUCUUUAUAUGACUUGAAGGUUAUUGGUGGUUUGCCCAUUUUAGGAGUUCCUUAUGAAGAAUUUAUCCCUCUUAAUGAGAAACUGGUGAGCUGUGAUCCAUGUUAUUCUACUACUGCUGAGCUUUUAAGAAUCUAUGCUCACAUUUGUGAUUACUUAAAGAGCAAGGGUGUAUAUAGCCGUUCUAAGGGUAUGGAUGUCUCCUGGAACCAAUGGAUUGAAUUUUUUAAUAGGAGUCUAAUUGUCUUUGAAGGAGUAAAAAUGAACCCAACUGCUAAGACUCAAAAAACGUUAGCUAGCAGAAUACUAAUGAAGGUCAUGAUCUGCGUUCUAUUCCCUUGA
Molecule: messenger RNA, 3381 nt
Organism: Cannabis sativa
Lineage: Eukaryota; Viridiplantae; Streptophyta; Magnoliopsida; Rosales; Cannabaceae
Exons: 5
Coding region: 1-3381 (1126 amino acids)
Molecular function (GO): RNA-DNA hybrid ribonuclease activity; nucleic acid binding
Source: RefSeq, a predicted model, not a curated record